CUUGCUUUUUUCUCACCUCGCCUUUUCGCAGUGAGUUCCAUUCAAGGCUCGUAAGUGCGUCGCCUCGCAUACCAUUGACAUUUUCAGAACGAAAAAAAAAAGCAUCGUUCUCCAAAAUCCCAAGAUGGUGUCUAUAACCACAGUUGCUUCUAUUGCGAUCAAAAUAUUUAAAGUGGUACUCAAUUUGAUAAUUAUCAUACUGUAUAGAGUUGGUUACGGAGGUAAAUUUUUGGGUGUCGGUGGAACAUGGAAUAUAAACGAAUCAAAAAAUCCAGACGUCGAAAUAGUGGCUUCAGGAGUUUUUGUAGGAUUCUUCAUUUACACAAUGACAGUUCUUAUCAGCUAUUGCUUUGGCUCCAUGGAACACAAAAAGACUCUUGUGGAAAUGAUCAUGAACUUUGUGGGGAUGUUCAUGUUCAUCGCCGUCGGAGCAACAGCUUUGCAUUACUGGCAUGGAUACAUGGAUGAGUACAAGUACUUGUUAUUCUCGAGUGAACGACAGGUUGGUCUUGCACUUGGAUCAUUGUGCGCGCUCGAAGGCGCGGCAUACCUUGUCGAUCUUAUUCUGACCUGCUCACAUUUUGUCAAAGAAGAAUUUGCAUAAGCAUUUUUAGAACGAACUCUUCGAGCAAUUUGAUUCUUGAGUGAACUUUGAGCUCUAAUGUAUCUAUCGUUUAUUUAUUAGUAAUCUAUCGACGAGUAUCUUUUCAUGCGAAGACUCCGUUUCGUAUUACAUUUAUUUUCUACGUUGCAAAGAUGAUUGUCACAGAGUACAACUAUACUAUAGAAUUGUUUUUAGACAUACCAACAAUCAAUUUCUUGUUUAUCGUUUCUCUUCGUGCAUAUUUUUAUAUUUGUAAAUCUAGAUUAGGCUUGCGCAUUUGAACGAUAGUAUUUUUACUGGCGUACGGACAAUUUUGCACGAUUUUAUUAUACACUCAAAUUCUUGUGUACAAAAAUAUAGUGUAAGAAUUGAUACACGCUGAUUCACGGCAAGUUACCGUGCACAAUAAUAAAGCUUUGCACAAUUGUUCGGGCGCCUUUCUACUUUUAAACUACUUUAUUUUUCACUUUUUUACAUUGCUGAAUUUGUAUUCUACAUUUCAUUGUAUUUUUUUCUUGUCGACUGUAUCAAUAGAAAUAAAAAGUAAUGAAU
Messenger RNA from Phymastichus coffea, 1156 nucleotides. It is a transcript of the gene Ssk, whose product is annotated as protein snakeskin. Gene Ontology annotation, biological process: septate junction assembly. The coding region runs from base 125 to 604 and encodes 159 amino acids. The transcript has 4 exons. The record is from RefSeq and is a predicted model, not a curated record. NCBI's taxonomy places the organism in Eukaryota, Metazoa, Arthropoda, Insecta, Hymenoptera, Eulophidae.